This is a messenger RNA of Guyanagaster necrorhizus, 1598 nucleotides long. RefSeq names its product DUF21-domain-containing protein. Lineage: Eukaryota; Fungi; Basidiomycota; Agaricomycetes; Agaricales; Physalacriaceae. The record is from RefSeq and is a predicted model, not a curated record. Gene Ontology annotation, cellular component: cytoplasm. The transcript is spliced from 14 exons. Gene Ontology annotation, biological process: magnesium ion homeostasis; intracellular manganese ion homeostasis. The coding region runs from base 60 to 1304 and encodes 414 amino acids.
UUCUUUAACAACGACCACGACCACCACGACAUUCUCACUACCACCUCGUUGAAUAACUUAUGGAAAGGCGGUCUUUCCUUAUUUUUCUUCUUACCAGACUGGCUCGCGCUCUUCCUUCGUUCAACGAUGCAGAAUUGCACAUGAAUGGACCUCCUACAGUAGAGCGAGGUUCACCGGAGUUUUGGUACAAAAUCAUUAUUAGCGCUAUCCUCGUCUUGCUAGGUGGCGUCUUUGCCGGUCUUACCCUUGGUCUCAUGGGCCUCGACGAACUGCAUCUACGCGUGUUGUCAGCUUCGUCGGAUGACCCUGUUGAGAAGAAGAAUGCGAAGAAAGUGUUGGCACUCAUGCAGAAGGGAAGACAUUGGGUAUUGGUCGUUCUUCUACUUGCUAACGUUAUCAUCAACGAGAGUCUUCCCAUUUUCCUUGACGGCGCGAUUGGAGGAGGGAUAGCUGCAGUUGCAAUUUCGACAGCUGCUAUCGUCAUCUUCGGAAUUAUUCCACAAUCACUGAGUGUAAGGUAUGGCCUCUCCAUCGGCGCCGCAUGCACGCCAUUCGUCCUAGCAUUGAUGUAUAUCUUCGCUCCAGUCGCUUAUCCUAUAGCCAAACUCCUGGACUACGUGCUCGGCGCCAACGAGUCUCACACCUACAGAAAAGCAGAGCUAAAAUCUUUCCUAGAGUUCCAUCGCACUGGAGAAGAGCCUCUUAGAGAUGAUGAAAUAUCGAUCCUGAGCGGCGUGCUGGAACUCAAUUCAAAAAACGUCGAAGAAAUAAUGACGAGAAUGGAGGAUGCCGUUACGCUCAGCAAGGACACAAUACUAGACCAUGGCACAGUCGACAAGAUUAUAAUGAGCGGAUACUCCCGCUUUCCGGUGCACCACCCAGACAACCCGCUGGCUUUUGUCGGGUUGUUGUUAGUCAAGAAGCUAAUAAACUACGACGCUUCUCAAGCCCUCCCGGUGUCAAGUUUUGUGCUAUCUGUCCUUCCUGAGGCUCAUCCUUCGAUCAACUGCUUCCAGGCUUUGGAUUAUUUCCAGACUGGGCGAGCCCAUCUCCUCCUCAUAUCCCGUACUCCGGGAGUAGCGGGUGGCGCGAUUGGGGUUGUUACCCUUGAAGAGGAAAUGAUUACCGAAGAGAUUGUCGACGAGACGGAUCGCUACGAGGAUAACGUUAGCAAACGGCGGGCUGAGCGUCUGACGAAUAGUGCUAUUAUGAAGGGGAUUGUCGAGCGCGAACGGAAUUCUUCGAUAUCCUCUCCUCCAAAUGAGAGUACGCCACUGUUGGGGAGGAAUCAAAAUUCUGCGUGAAUGGCCGCCAGGCGACUGUUCUAUUAUCGUUGUUUGUCGCUGUCGUGAAUCUAUCUGCUCCGAGUGUCUGGUGCCCUUGACCUUCGUUUCUUAGCACGCAAAGUUCUACCUCGUGUAGACGCGUCAGUAUUAUCACGCAUGAAUUAUUCAGCUUACAGCGUCCAACACGGUCUCUUAUCAAGGACACUCGGUGUCAAGGUUUUGUAUCGACGCGGGGAUGACCUUCAUCCUCGUUUCACGUUCUGCAGUCGUCGUUGCAUUGUGCGGUGCCCUGACAACUUUUUAGAGCGCACC